AUGUCAUCGAUUAGUGUGCGUUUGAAUGCGGUCAAUCACGCCAUUGAGUGGAUCAUGGAAUUGUCAGUGGUCGGUGCGGUCUUGUUCAGUUUCAUCAACAUAUGCGUGGGCAUAUUUUGCUUAACCGAUGCCAUAACUGCGGAUCAGCUACGACUCAUUUUAAAGCGAAUCGAUAUGGGCGCCAGACACUACAGCUUACUCGGCGUACACUACUCUGGUCUUUGUGUAAUAGUCGGCGAGACGGUCGGAAUAACGUCAUGCCUGUUUUUGCUUGCAUUCAUUGUGUAUAAAAUGCCACAGCGGGAGAAAGAGGAACAUGUGGAUGUGUUGUGCGAUCAGACAAACGCUACGGAGGAGACAUUGUGUCUAGAACGGUUAAUAGCGGAAUCCAAUCUACAAUCGUUCUUGAAACAGUUGCAGGUAGAGCGGAUAACAAACUCCAUCAGUAGUUACCAUCAAAAGCUGCGAAGAGAACUUCAGCGGUUUCAACGCGAUGCUGGCACAUUUGAAACCGUAUGGACAAGGAAGCGUGAUGCGGGAUUACCGGAUGAAAAGAGAAUGGAGACGUUUUUGCUCUCCCCUGUACAAAGCUUUGAUGCUCCCGAUAGGACACAACCAGACGAAAGUGAAGUGGAUGUUUAUGUAGGAAUCGAGCAGGCAACAUGUGAAUGGGUGAGUCAAGAUGCGCAGGAAAAGCAUCACGGCAGAAGCAGAGAUGGGGAGGUAACCACCAGUUGCCUUGGAGACCACCAUGCCAAUGAAGCAACGGAAAUUCACCUCACUUUAACUGUGGAUUGUCGUCGACAAACGGCGAGUUACAAGCGCUCAGUUCAUCUGGUCGUGAUGUUUAGCUGUAUACUGCUGGUCAUCUGUGUUCCCUAUCAUUUUCACCUUAUCACUUUACAUGCAUUGCGUAGAACGGUGCCAUUUACUUUACUGAGAGUGGAGCGUUCAAUUACAACCAGCGAAGGUGCACGAGGUGCUGAAGUCGAUGAAUUUCGCAAAGCAUUUUAUGAAACCUUCAAGUGUCAAUCACUGUUUAAUGAAACCGGGUGCUCAGUUAGCGUACUUAUUAAUGAAUUCGGUGCCCCAACACUUGUUCGGGAAUGCCACGGCAAGCCAGAGACGAUCCAGUUAACAGAGAUAGAUGCGAGUUCCUCCACUCAGGAUUGUUACCAGCAGAUAACUCGAUGGAUUGGAAUGAGGCAAGCGUCAGGUGGAUUUCGUGUUGCGUUGGCUCUGCUGAUGUAUACAGUGAGCAUCAGCUUGAAUAUUCGUCGACUCGCUUUGCUAAGCUCUCAAGCCUCUGUGCAGACGUAUCCAAGACAAGAAUGGUGGAGAGGAGUUGGCGAGAGGCAUGAACUGCCUUUCAACGUAGGAGUGCAGUGUGACAUUGAGGAGCGAACUGAGACACGGAACCGAGCUCGUGGACGACUGGCAGAGCUGUAUUCAUGGAAUUCCCGUAGCCGGUUGCUGGAUAGAGGCCCCAAGAGCAUCCGGCGUGGAUCGCGAUUAUGGCACACUGGUGAUUGA
Molecule: messenger RNA, 1533 nt
Organism: Dicrocoelium dendriticum
Lineage: Eukaryota; Metazoa; Platyhelminthes; Trematoda; Plagiorchiida; Dicrocoeliidae
Source: the annotation of a GenBank genome assembly